Pleurotus ostreatus (oyster mushroom) is the source of this 2187-nucleotide messenger RNA. RefSeq lists its product as uncharacterized. The record is from RefSeq and is a predicted model, not a curated record. NCBI's taxonomy places the organism in Eukaryota, Fungi, Basidiomycota, Agaricomycetes, Agaricales, Pleurotaceae. The transcript is spliced from 7 exons. Bases 1 to 2187 code for a protein of 728 amino acids.
AUGAAACUCUCUGUCGCAUUUACCGUGGCUGCGAUCUUGGCCCCGGUGUACUCUCUCCCAAUUAAACGUGCCAUCGACCCCGCUCUGGUACCGGAUUUCGGCCAUGCCGCUGGAGUGAACCCAACAGGAACUGGAGAUUGUGAUGGAGCUGUCAACGAUGCCAGCGGGAAACCCAUUAAGGUCCCUUGUGCUUGUCCCCCAGACCGCAACUCUUUCAUUCAGGCCCUGGAUGCGAAUGUGGCUGCUGGAAAGGCAGUCAACAACCCAUCAGUCAAGGUUACAUUCCCUACGGACAACAGCAAAGAGUCACAAAUCACCAGAAUAAACGCUGCCCUUGUUACGUUGCAGAAUCUCAAUGGACCUGGGAAAGGAUGUCCCGCGUCUUCUACUACGCUUUUGGCUCAACAGAAGGCGAUUGCCGAUGGCACUGCUCCUCCUGCUCCUCCGUCAGCACCUCCCGUACCGGCACCCGCAGCCCCUGCUGCUGCACCCGCACCACCAGCAUCUGCAGGAGGCGUGGAUCCCGCCCUAGUACCGGACCUUGGCUUCCAAUCCGGUUUGAACCCAACUGGAACCGGUGACUGUGACGGAGCUGUGAAUGGUGCAGAUGGCAAACCAAUCAAGAUUCCCUGUGCAUGCCCUCCUGAUCGUGAUACAUUCAUCAAGUCCUUAAACGCCAACGUCGCCGCUGGCAAAGCUGUCAACAACCCCUCCGUUGCCGUAACAUUCCCCACGGACAACUCCAAAGAUUCUCAGCUCGCACGCAUUCAAGCUGCUUUAGUGACAUUGCAGAAUCUCAACGGACCUGGGAAGGGCUGUCCGGCAGUGUCAACGACUUUGCUUGCUCAGCAGAAGGCGAUCGCGGCGGGCAAUGCAGCGCCAGCUCCUGUCCCAGCCCCCGCCCCAGCCAAUCAAGCGGCAACUGUGACCGGUGGUGUGGACCCUGCUCUUGUCCCCGACCUUGGAUUCCAAUCCGGCCUGAACCCUACGGGUACUGGCGACUGCGAUGGUGCCGUCAACGGCGCAGAUGGCAAACCCAUCAAGAUCCCUUGCGCCUGUCCUCCCGAUCGUGAUGCUUUCAUCAAGAGCUUGAAUGCGAACGUUGCCGCAGGCAAGGCUGUUAACAACCCAAGCGUCGCCGUGACUUUCCCUACUGGCAACUCCAAGGAAGAUCAACUUGGCCGUAUCCAAGCUGCUUUAGUGACUUUGCAGAACCUGAACGGCCCUGGUAAAGGGUGUCCUGCUGUGUCGACUACAUUGCUAGCACAGCAGAAGGCUAUCUCUGAAGGAACUGCUGCUCCUGCUCCUGCGCCUGCGCCUGCUCCUGCGCCUGCACCUGUGCCUGCGCCUGUACCAGCCGCUCCCGCUAGCGGUAACGCUGGCGGCGUCGAUCCCGCCCUCGUUCCCGAUCUUGGUUUCACCGCCGGCUUAAACCCCACUGGCACUGGUGAUUGUGAUGGCGCUGUCAACGGUGCAGACGGCAAACCUAUCAAGAUCCCUUGUGCUUGUCCCCCUGACCGUGACACUUUCAUCAAGAGCUUGAACGCGAACGUUGCUGCAGGCAAGGCCGUCAACAAUCCCAGCGUAGCCGUGACUUUCCCUACCGGCAACUCCAAGAACGAUCAACUCGGUCGUAUUCAAGCCGCUCUGGUCACUUUGCAGAAUCUGAACGGACCUGGGAAAGGAUGCCCCGCCGUCUCAACUACAUUACUCGCGCAACAGAAGGCUAUCUCUGAGGGUACCGCUCCUCCUGUAGCUGCUCCUGCCCCUGCGCCAGCGCCGGCUCCCGCGCCAGCGCCAGCGCCUCCUGCCAGCGGAAACGCCGGUGGUGUUGAUCCCGCCCUCGUUCCCGAUCUUGGCUUCACUGCUGGCUUGAACCCAACCGGCACCGGGGACUGCGACGGGGCUGUAAACGGUGCAGAUGGCAAGCCUAUCAAAAUCCCUUGCGCCUGCCCUCCCGAUCGCGACACCUUCAUCAAGGCUCUCAAUGCGAACGUUGCUGCAGGCAAGGCCGUGAAUAACCCGAGUGUUGGCGUCAGCUUCCCUACCGAUAAUUCUAAGCAAUCGAAGCUCGCACGGAUAGAGGCGUCGUUGGUGACGUUGCAGAAUUUGAAUGGGCCAGGAAAGGGGUGCCCUGCUGUUUCGACGACUUUGCAGGCACAGCAAAAGCAGAUUGCAGCACAGUGA